Opisthocomus hoazin is the source of this 1350-nucleotide messenger RNA. The record is from RefSeq and is a predicted model, not a curated record. Lineage: Eukaryota; Metazoa; Chordata; Aves; Opisthocomiformes; Opisthocomidae.
AUGCAGAACAACGUGUUUGCUGUUUACUCGCACGUACAGAACAGCGUGUUUACUCACGUACAGAGCAGCAGCAUGUUUACUGCAUGUGAUUCUGCUAAUCCACCUGAAAGGGAAACAGAUGAAGUGGUUCUGAGGAGAAGACAAAAACAAAUCAAUUUUGGAAAGAAUACCCUUGCAUAUGACAGAUACAUUAAAGAAGUUCCAAAGAAUCAGCGAAUACCAGGAGUUCAUCCUAGAACUCCCAACAAGUUUAAGAAGUACAGCCGUAGAUCCUGGGACCAGCAGAUCAGUAGUACAGAACCCUCAGGCAGUUCCCAGGAAUGGUUCUGCAAAGAUCAGGAUGUUUCUGGCUCCUUUGUAUUUGAUGAAAAGCAGAAGAGAAAUGAAUGUGAAGAUGAAUGCAGACAGACUGACAACACACCAGAGAGUUCCUCGUCUCCUGAUUCUUCUCCAGUAUGGAAACGCAGAAGAAGAAACAAUUCUGACUCCUCUCUGGUUUCAAACAGCAAAAACCAUUAUGUGCAUAUGUACCACACACUAGAAAGUCUCACUGAACCAGGACAUCGGGAGGCUUUUUCACAGUACUCAGAGUGGGAAACAUUUGGUGAAAAUGACGAAGUAAUGACAGCACAACACGGGAUAGAAAUAACAAGUUUUACAACACCAGAAGGCCCUGGACCCCUUUCCCGGUGUUCAGAUUGGGGAACUGCAGUGGAAGAAGAUGAAAUGAGGACCAGCGUUAACAAAGAAAUUGCAAGAUACAGAAGAAAACUCCUGAUAAAUGAAUUUUCAAGAGAAAGGAGGUCCUCCUCUGGAAGUUCUGAUUCAAAGGAGUCCGCUGUAACAGUAGAACUUGAGACGGAUGAAGUGGUUUUGAUGAGAAGACAAAAACAGAUAAACUACGGAAAAAACACAAUUGCAUACGAUAGAUACAUUAAAGAAGUUCCUAGAUGCCAUCGUAUACCAGGAGUUCAUCCCAGAACUCCAAAUAAAUUUAAGAAGUACAGCCGUAGGUCAUGGGACCAGCAGAUUAAACUAUGGAAAGUUGCAUUGCAUUCCUGGGAUCCACCUACUGAAGAAGGAUGUGAUCUGCAAGAAAUUAGUCCUGUUGACCUUGGUGAGAUGGAGACAGCAUCUGUCAGAAGCAAUUCGACUGAAUCUCAGACGAGCUGUCAAGAUAAUGAUGAUACCUGUUCUGGCACUCCCACCAACGUCAGACAUGUCAACUAUCGAGCAGAAGGUGAAUUUGACUUGGAAGUGUGUUUGAGUGAACCACUGAAAGAUUUUGAUACUGUGAGUUAAAUAGUCUCGUGCAAACUGUUUUAGGGGAAGUUUCUUUUAAAUUUGAGA